CUAUAUAUACGCCCGCACCAUUCCUUCCUCAUCUCACAAUUCACAAUCACAACAACAUUCUCUCUUCUCUAACUUAAUUUAUUUAUCACAUAUUCACAUUCCAUAUUUAUUACUCCGUGUUAAUUAAUUAAUUCAUCACCAAGUAUGCAGCAGCAGCAACCACAGUUAAAUGAUGCUUACUAUGGACCCACCAUUCCACUUGCCCCAAGGCAAAACUACUACUCCAACAACCGUAACAGAAGUUGUUGUAACCGUCUCUGGAAGCUUCUAAUCACACUAAUCAUCCUCUUCGGUCUCGUAAUCCUAAUCUUCUAUCUCAUCGUUCAACCACGCGCCUUCAAAUUCUACGUCACCGAAUCCAAACUAACACAAUUCGAUUACACAAACAACACACUACACUACAACAUGCUCCUCAAUUUCACAGCACACAACCCAAACAAAAAACUAAGCAUCUAUUACGAUAAAGUUGUGGCACGAGCAUUCUACCAAGGUUCUAGGUUUGCUAAUGUCGAUGUGAUCACACACAUGAACUCGUUUCGUCAAGACAAGAACAAAAAUGAUUCCAUGAGUGGCGUUUUCUCGGGACAGAAAGUGUUGAUUCUUGACAAUGAUCAAGUUACGGAGUUAAAGAAAGAUAAGAAUGUUGGAGUUUAUGAUAUAUAUGUGAAGCUCUAUUUUAGGAUUAGGUUCAGACUUGGAGACUCUGUUUCUAGCAAGUACAAGCCUAAGGUUAAAUGUCACCUUGCUGUUCCUUUCAGCUCUAGCAAUGCGACUGGGUUUACCUUCAAACGACUUUUGCCUACCAAGUGCGAUGUUGAGUUUUAAGCUUAUUUCUAUGAAUUGGAUUUGAAUUUGCUUCUUUUACAUUCGAACAUUUUUUUUAAGUAUGUGAUUCUAAUA
Messenger RNA from Cicer arietinum (chickpea), 900 nucleotides. Its product is annotated as NDR1/HIN1-like protein 10. NCBI's taxonomy places the organism in Eukaryota, Viridiplantae, Streptophyta, Magnoliopsida, Fabales, Fabaceae. The record is from RefSeq and is a predicted model, not a curated record. Gene Ontology annotation, biological process: defense response to other organism. Gene Ontology annotation, cellular component: plasmodesma; plasma membrane.